UGAAAUUAUUUGCCAAGAUUCAAACUCACGAAAACGUAAAUGUUAAUAAUUAAUGAGUUUUCUCAUGGUGCGUAAAUACCAACUCUCCAAGACACUUGCAGAUAUUAACAUUCUGAUUUGAUAUGUUGUAAAUUAAACAACGUCUUCAUGCUAGUUGUACAGAUAUUGGUAUAAACUCCAGUGCAUAACCCGGGUUUAUCAAGGUGGCGGCAGCGUGGUGCGGGACAGCAGACGAGAGUCACAGCACCAUGAAGAGGAAACUACAAAUUAUAGUGGGAACUAAUGAAGAAUUUGUCCUGGGUUAUGAUGUUACCCACAAGGAGGACAGGAGGGUAUCCCUGCACCAGAUCUUUGCUGACCACUCCCACAAUGGGAGUGUACGGCAGGUUGCUGUUGGAGGAAAGAUCCUUGCAUCUGGUGCUGCAGAUGAAAUGAUCAGAGUAUUUAAUCUUGCAACUCGCACUGAGGUUGGGAUCAUCAUGGAACACCAAGGAACCAUUUCCAGCUUGAGCUUCCAUGGGGCAACUCAUCUUUUUUCUGCGGCAGAGGAUGGAAAUAUUUGCAUUUAUAAACAAGGAAAGUGGCAGUGUGAGAAAACGCUGCGUGGCCACCGUGGGGGUGUGGUGGACCUGGCGGUGCAUCCCUCAGGCAAGAUGGCACUAUCUAUUGGACGAGACAACACCCUGCGCACUUGGAACCUCAUCAAGGGUAGGAAGGCAUACAUCACCAAGCUCAAAGGAGCUGCUGAUUCUGUUCAUUGGAGUCCAAAGGGAAUGCAGUACCUCAUUGUGAAGGGAAGUUGUGUUGACAUCUAUGAAGUUGCCACUGGCCAUGUGGAACACUCCAUUGAUUUUAAGGAACAUAUUUCUGCUCUAACAUUUGUUACGGAUGACAUCAUAGCUGUUGGUGGUGAAGGAAAAAACAUCUGCCUUUAUGACAUAGCUACCAAGAUAGAAAUGGGACAAUGGACAGCCCAUGCUUCCCGUGUCAAGUGUUUGUGCACCCUGCCUGGUAUAGCUGCAGAGGAACUCUGGCUUGUAUCAGCUUCUUCAGAUGGUAUUAUAAAAGUCUGGAGUCUGGAGUUGCUGUCUCUCUGCUCAGAGCCAAAACUUCUUGGUGAGGUGAACACAACAUGUCGCAUAAUUUGCAUGGAUGUUUACCUACCACCUUACACACCUGCUCUGGACACAGACCCUGCUGGCUUAGAUGAAUUUGCAAGUUCAGAAGAAGAGAAAGAAAUCAAGGAAGAGGAGGAAGAUGAGGGCAAAGACAAGGAGGAGGAGGAGGAGGACAAGAAGCAGCAGUAUGAGGAGAUAAAAAAGAAAGCAGAAUUUAACUUAAAGUUGGAAAGGAAAAAACAUAAAAGUUCUCAAGGUCUUAGCAGCAAAACCAAGAAAAUAAAAUUUAAGUAGUUUUUAUGUAAUAAAAGUAUCUUUAUAAGA
Scylla paramamosain (green mud crab) is the source of this 1442-nucleotide messenger RNA. Its product is annotated as p21-activated protein kinase-interacting protein 1-like. The record is from RefSeq and is a predicted model, not a curated record. NCBI's taxonomy places the organism in Eukaryota, Metazoa, Arthropoda, Malacostraca, Decapoda, Portunidae. The transcript has 7 exons. Gene Ontology annotation, molecular function: protein binding. The coding region runs from base 249 to 1412 and encodes 387 amino acids.